CAAAUACUUUAUUCAAACCAACAUUCCGACAGUUCGAGUGGGCCAAUUGAAUGAUUUUUAUGAGUUUCGUACCGUACAUUACAUGUUAUGUACAAUGUACGUACACUGUACAAUGUGUACGUACGAAUUAACCAAUCUUCGCCACCAUUUUUUAGCAUCAUGCAAGUGCUCAACUUGAUCACCCGCGCUGGCGGUGGCCGUGGUAUCUGGCACGCCACGCGGGCUCCGCUGGGCAAACUGAACCCCGACGCCUGUAGGCAUAUUUCAAGCGGCGGCAAAGGAUGGCUUGCCCAGCACGGCGAGAAACUCAAGCAAGUGACCAAAGAGUAUGGCAAGGUUGCGGUCGUGUUCCAUUCGUCGGUGUUCGUCGCCACGCUUGGCUCCGCGUACACGAGUAUUCGCAUGGGUGUAGACAUUCGGCAUGUCAAAGUACCGUUCGUCAACCUCGAGGAUGUUGACCCUGAUGCCGGGUCCUUCUUUCUUGCUUACUUGGUGACAUUGGCGACAGGUACACGAGAUAUUUAUCGUGAGCGAGAAGUCAGUCUGCUUCCCACCCUAUCCUUCAUAUGUAGGUCCACUCCGCGGUGGCAUCACUGUCAUAUCGACGCCGUGGAUUGCCCGAUUGCUCCGCAAGUACUUGAAGCCAACGUGAUUCGUAACGUUGUGUUCGAAUUCGACGGUUAAGCAGUAUCCGGUAACGCGGCCCCAUUUAACCGGAUAAUGCACCAUCUACACAGAA
Molecule: messenger RNA, 739 nt
Organism: Aphanomyces astaci
Lineage: Eukaryota; Oomycota; Saprolegniomycetes; Saprolegniales; Verrucalvaceae
Exons: 1
Coding region: 88-684 (198 amino acids)
Cellular component (GO): mitochondrion
Source: RefSeq, a predicted model, not a curated record